Colletotrichum abscissum is the source of this 291-nucleotide messenger RNA. RefSeq lists its product as uncharacterized. The transcript is spliced from 3 exons. Lineage: Eukaryota; Fungi; Ascomycota; Sordariomycetes; Glomerellales; Glomerellaceae. Bases 1 to 291 code for a protein of 96 amino acids. The record is from RefSeq and is a predicted model, not a curated record.
AUGGGGCCUUUUGGCCUGUCUGCCAUGUGCCCCGGUUUGCUUGUCAUUCUUCAACACGACCUCGCCAGUCCCACCAGCAACCUCAUCGCAUACUUAGCUCCCUUGGUCGUUUUACAGUUUGCGUUCCCCGUUCUUGGCCAGGUGAUAGUGACAGGGGCAGAGGCGACGGAUACUUGGGUUCCUGCCACACCUGUCCUGCCAUCAUGCCGGGUUAACAAGCCAGAUGGCGUAACUUUGGCUCCUGGAACUCGCGCAGGGAAGACGCGUGAGCACCCCCCGUCCCCUACUUGA